UGGUAUUUAACGCUCAGAUGAACAUUCGAUUCGAAUGUGGAAAGUCCCUCUACUCUACACUUCUGAUACCGAUAUACAAGUUCUGUAUUAAUACACAAUUAAGCUAAAAAUGCUUUUUUGGAUUAGAACUAUUAUAGGAAAACUUAGAUAGAAAUCGAAUUUGAAAGGAAUUUUGAAUAAAAAUCAGUAUGCAUUACACAGUUACAUAUGUACGUAAUUUUAAAGCAUGCUCCGGAUGUGGAAAUACCAAAGGUAUUUCAUUAUCUUUCUAUAGAAAAUUGAGUGAAUUCGCUCUUUGAUAUCAGUCGUUGGGGCAUUUUAUGGAAUAAUUGACAGGAAAGAAAUAUAAACGUGACAAAACUUUCAAAGAUAUAAAUAAAAACACAACAACAACAACACUGCCCUCAAGAUUAAUUUGGUAACGCUCUGAUGAACAUUCAACUCAGUUGUUGAAAUACCCUUGUACUUUACCCACCACAUCUUGUUUUACAUACUGAACCUAAUAAUUGUCUUUUGGAUUACUAAAACUGUAAAAAGCGCAUUUUUUAAAGGACAUUUGUGAGAGUUUGUGGACAAAAAUAUGCCCUAGUUAAUUUAAAAAUACACACUAGUGACAAAGACACGGAUUACAUUAGUUUUUUUAAAAAUCUAUUAUCAAAAAGAGGACAGAAUUUGUUCUUUAAUGUUGUGUGUUACUUUUGGUCAAUUUAAUGGAUUUUUAUUGACAGAAAAUUUUAACAAUUGAUGGCUGAAAAUGCAACACUGUGACACGGUAGCUUUAUCCUUAUUCAUACAUGCACAGCUCGACAAUGUUGGAUUCAGUAAGGAUAGAGUACGACAACGCGUGGCAAUGUACAAUAUACGAUCCACUGCGUUGUCGUCUGCCACAAGGACAAUUUUGAAUGCUCCUCAUAUUGAAAAAAUUGUUGUUGGAAGUAGACGGGAAGGACUAGCUUUAAUAGAGAAUUCAGAUACAGACAUAUUGCAAAUAAAUCAUGGAAUAUCAUGCAAGGAACAAUGUGCAUACUUUCGCAAAAGACAAACGAGUUAUGUUUAAAAUGGAAUACCAAAAUACACCUCCCGGUUAUGUAUUGUUGCGUAUACAUUCUAAUGACCAGUGCGAUCCAGUGUUUUAUGAAAGCAUUGAAUACGCUCUGGUAUUUAGCAGACGAUAUUUAUCAAGCGAUAAGUUUGUAAAAAAGAAUGAAGAUUUAUUUUUCCAACAGACAGGAUAUGUUGCAGCAAACACAAAAUACACGGAACACAAUGGUCCUUCAUUGCCUAAAAAGGUGUUUAAUACCAACGAAGUAGAUUUUGUCCGUGCAUUUCCUGCUAAUUUCAAUGGACUUACUGAAACAUGGUUCAACAGAAGCCGAUUAUUCAAUUGGCCAUCAAAGGAAACUCAAACUGAAAUAACAAGUCUGCCGAUCUAUGUUGUUCCGGUAGGGAAACUUGAAAGCGAGAAUCGGGAUCUUCAAUGGCGCAUAAGUUUUACACCUGCAGAAAUUCAUCUUGUUCAUUCGCUAAAUGACACUCAGACAAAACUAUUAGUAUGUCUAAGACUUCUAUGUAAACAUAUAUUUUCCCCGAUUUGCUCAACUAUGUCAUCUUAUUUGAUGAAAAACGUAGUAUUUUGGUUAUCAGAACAAAAUCCUUUACAACAUUUUGAUGAACAUCGUUUGUUUGACAGAUUGAUAGAUGCCUUGCUUUACAUACAAAAUGGCAUUAGGAGGAAGCACAUUUCAAAUUAUAUGAUAAUGGAAAGGAACUUGCUGGAAGGCAAACUCCUCGAUAGAUCUAUCCGACGUGAUUUGGACAAGGCAAUCGCUGAUGUAAUAGAACAAUUACCUGAAACACUUUUGAUGUGUAUGAGAUAUUACCAUGACAAGGACUCCUUGCAACUAAUGCUCCCAAACUUGUAUUAGUUGUCAGUUUACUAAAAACAGUAGAGGAGCAAGAAUGUCAAAGCAUCAAGAUAAUUCACGCGAUGACUCUAGAUGAUUUAGCAAAUUUAACACAUGGAUAUUAUAAAUCAUCAAAUAUAAUCAUGAUCUUGUGGUUUGAUUUAUGUUACAUUGUGCUUCCUUACAUAAGGAAGUAUGGUUGGAAGUCAAUGCUUUUUGAUUUCUAUUUAGGGAAAUUCAGUCGCAUUGUACAAAAUGAAAUGACUAACACAACAUCGCCUUGUAAAGAUGGUGCGACUACCAGAGAAGCGGUGUCACUGAACAUUAGCUAUAAAAGGCAAGUUGUGCCUUCAACGACUUCAAAAACUGACAAGACAAAUUUAAAAAUACUUUAAAAAUUUAAACGACAACACACAGACGCUGGAUGGUAAAGCAGAAGAUGUUGCUAAGCAACGCGUGUAUGAAAUAUUUGCAAGACCUCUAAACGACAGAACUGCACUAGCAUCAAGCCAAAGAAAAUCUAUAGAUUACAAAAUUGUCCCUAAAUGGUGGACAUGUCCAUCGCAAACUUUUCCUGACCUUAUAAGCGCAUGCAUCAGUUGAUGGAAUUAGCUUGUCAGAAUGUAGUUCAACAAAGAGGAAAACGCAUACAAUUACUGAAACCGCUACCGUUAUAGAAGUGCCUAAAGUAGACUUUUUCCAAGUUAUUUUGAUUUGGAUUUUCUCUUUAUUUUCAAAAUGUAAAAACAUUUUUAGUGCUGUUGUUACACUUAUACAUGAAUUUGUUUUAGAAAAUGCUUAUUUGGCAAUUUUCUUGUUUGCAAUUGACACUGCCUUUCGGACAAAUCAGAGAUUUCUAGAUUUAAAAGAAGCCAUAGAAAUGUUCGCAGUCAUACUUUUAGUAGUAGAUAUUUUAUCAAAUAAUAAAGUAAAAUUAGUUUUGCAGAUUAUUUUACACAUGUUUAAAAAGUUAUUUCUUUUUAUAUACAUACUUGGUGUGUAUGUAGUGUGGUUCUUGUUAGUAGUCCGAAUGUUGAUAAAUAAAGUAGACUUUACAUUCACCCAUUUUGACGUAGGUGGAUACUAUUUUCAUAGGACCUUUAACGGUAAAUAUCAUCAACGGUUUUGUUGGGAGACUUCAGUUAAUGAAACUUCUUGUCGGUACCUCGACAAAAUUCAUGGCAUUUCAUGUGAUAAUAUUCAAAUCUGCUUCAAAUGCGAUUACGUGCUUCCAAGUUACUAUAUAUAUUUCCAAGAAACGUUGAUUUAUAUUUAUGUUUAGUGUGUAUUUAACAUGGUAAAGAAUAAAUAUUUCAAAGGUUAUUUUGUUUCAUUAGUGUCUUAUUUGCAUUUUUUAUUUACCAAGUUUAUAAUGUACAGUUAACCAAAAUAGCAAUUUUGAUGUUAUUGAUAGAAUAGCACAUGCGUUUAUAGACACUGAGUAUUAUAAGAUGCCAAUUAUAUCAUAUUAUUAAUGUAUACCACGAUGGUAAUCUUAAUGCUACUGUUAGAAUAGUACAAGACCUAAAUUUGAACUGUUCAGGAAACAAAUGAAACCUAUGUUUUAUAAGUCCUAAUUAUAUUGAAUCCAUUAAAACGGAAAGAUAUGGAGACAUGUAGUUUGUCACUUUAGUAGUUAUUUACUUCUUUUGUGUUGAAAUAUCUUUGAAUCCAAUACUAUUUGGUUUUGACUGUUGGGCUAAAUACUGACUAAGCUAGUUCUAUGGGCCAUGUGAUAUAUUGAGUUUUCCAUAUCUCAUAUGAAAAAAAAUCAACCAAACCAUAUACCAGGUAAACGAUUUUCAUCCAUCUAUGUUUUGUUCAUUGCUCUCGAGUGUUCUUACCUUCUGACGCCUUGACUCAGUUUAUACAGAUACA
Messenger RNA from Ruditapes philippinarum (Manila clam), 3782 nucleotides. RefSeq lists its product as uncharacterized. The transcript is spliced from 2 exons. The coding region runs from base 996 to 1925 and encodes 309 amino acids. NCBI's taxonomy places the organism in Eukaryota, Metazoa, Mollusca, Bivalvia, Venerida, Veneridae. The record is from RefSeq and is a predicted model, not a curated record.